AAGGUCUCAGGUUUCAGCAGGACCUUAUAGUUCGCCCAGUUCAACCGCUCUAUUUCACACUGCCCUUGCCAGGGCACUUGCAGAGAGCCGCGAUGGAGAAGUCCUGGGUGCUGUGGAACUUUGCUGAAAGAUGGCUGGUAGCUUUGGCUUCCUGGUCUUGGGCUCUCUGCCGCAUUUCUCUUUUAUCUUUAAUAGUGACCUUUCAUCUGUAUGGAGGCAUUGUCUUACUUCUGUUAAUAUUCAUAUCAAUAGCAGGUAUUCUGUAUAAAUUCCAGGAUGUAUUGCUUUACUUCCCAGAACAGCCGUCUUCUUCACGCCUUUAUGUUCCCAUGCCCACUGGUAUUCCACAUGAAAACAUUUUCAUCAGAACCAAAGAUGGAGUGCGUCUGAAUCUUAUUUUGAUAAGAUACACUGGAGACAGCUCACCCUAUUCCCCGACUAUAAUUUAUUUUCACGGGAAUGCAGGCAACAUAGGCCACAGGCUGCCAAACGCCUUGCUUAUGUUGGUUAACCUCAAAGUUAAUCUCCUGCUGGUCGACUACCGAGGCUAUGGAAAGAGUGAAGGAGAAGCAAGCGAAGAAGGCCUGUACCUUGACUCUGAGGCUGUGCUGGACUAUGUGAUGAGCAGGCCCGACCUUGACAAGACGAAAGUCUUCCUGUUCGGCCGUUCCUUGGGAGGCGCGGUAGCGAUUCACUUGGCUUCUGAGAAUUCACACAGGAUUUCAGCCAUCAUGGUUGAGAACACGUUUUUAAGCAUACCGCACAUGGCCAGCACUUUAUUCUCAUUCUUUCCGAUGCGCUACCUUCCUUUAUGGUGCUACAAAAAUAAGUUCUUGUCCUACAGAAAAAUCUCUCAGUGCAGAAUGCCUUCUCUCUUCAUCUCCGGGCUCUCUGACCAGUUAAUCCCCCCGGUAAUGAUGAAGCAGCUCUAUGAGCUCUCCCCGUCUCGGACUAAGAGGUUAGCCAUUUUCCCCGAUGGGACUCAUAACGACACGUGGCAGUGCCAGGGCUACUUCACGGCCCUCGAACAGUUCAUCAAAGAAGUAGUAAAGAGUCCUUCUCCUGAAGAGAUGGCCAAAACUUCAUCCAGUGUAACAAUUAUAUGA
Molecule: messenger RNA, 1106 nt
Organism: Budorcas taxicolor (takin)
Lineage: Eukaryota; Metazoa; Chordata; Mammalia; Artiodactyla; Bovidae
Gene: ABHD13
Product: abhydrolase domain containing 13
Exons: 2
Coding region: 93-1106 (337 amino acids)
Cellular component (GO): membrane
Molecular function (GO): palmitoyl-(protein) hydrolase activity
Source: RefSeq, a predicted model, not a curated record